AGAUGUCCAUCAUGGUUCUACUGAGUUCUGUGGUGUUCUUCAGUUCUCUGGCUGCUGUGGUCUUUGCGGUUCCCGCUCAGGAAAAGCGGGUCCACCAUCAAGCCGACCUGUCGAACCACGCCCAUGACGACACUCACGGCUACCAGUACGACCACGAGGCCUUCCUGGGCAAGGAGGAGGCCAAGACCUUCGACCAGCUGACCCCUGAGGAGAGCAAAGACCGGCUGGCGAAGAUUGUGGAUCGCAUUGACGUGGACAAGGAUGGCUACAUCAACCACGCCGAGCUGCACCACUGGAUCAAACACAGACAGAGGAGAUACAUCCAGGACAACGUCAACAAGCACUGGAAGGACUACGACAAGAACCAGGACGACAAGAUCAGCUGGGAGGAAUACAAGAACACCACCUACGGAUUCUACCUGGGGGAGGAGUUUGAUGACGUGGAAGACAAGAACACGUAUAAGUCCAUGCUCACCCGAGAUGAAAGACGCUUCAAGGCAGCGGACCGAGACAGCGAUGGGAUCGCCACGCGGGAGGAGUUUACUGCUUUCCUUCAUCCUGAGGAGUUUGAUCACAUGAGGGACGUGGUGGUGCAGGACAGCUUCCUAGAUGCUGCUGAAGUGGCUCAAUGGGUUUUACCAGGAGAAGUGGACCAUGCAGACAAUGAGGCCAAACACCUGAUCCAUGAGACAGACACUGAUAAGGACAACCGGCUGAGUGUGUCUGAAGUGCUGGAACAUCUGGACUACAUUCGGACCAGCACCAUCACAGACUACGGAGGCAUGAGGGUGGACGAGCACGACGAGCUGUGACAAGUUUCACAACCAGCCACAAUAAAAUAAAAUUAUAAAC
This is a messenger RNA of Nematolebias whitei (Rio pearlfish), 852 nucleotides long. RefSeq names its product reticulocalbin 3, EF-hand calcium binding domain (gene rcn3). Gene Ontology annotation, cellular component: endoplasmic reticulum. Lineage: Eukaryota; Metazoa; Chordata; Actinopteri; Cyprinodontiformes; Rivulidae. The transcript is spliced from 5 exons. The coding region runs from base 3 to 812 and encodes 269 amino acids. The record is from RefSeq and is a predicted model, not a curated record. Gene Ontology annotation, molecular function: calcium ion binding.